Messenger RNA from Penicillium malachiteum, 639 nucleotides. RefSeq lists its product as uncharacterized. The record is from RefSeq and is a predicted model, not a curated record. Bases 1 to 639 code for a protein of 212 amino acids. The transcript has a single exon. Lineage: Eukaryota; Fungi; Ascomycota; Eurotiomycetes; Eurotiales; Aspergillaceae.
AUGGAUGAUUACUCGGAGAAGAGUGCUGAUGUCGGAUAUCUACUGAUUGAAUAUAUUGAACAAAGUCGAGGUGCAAUGCUUUCAACCAGCUGGAAUGAUUGCCGAAAUGACAUGAGGCUCAGAACCAACUUCAUGAGAGAUCUUGCUCGUAUUCUCCUGAAAAUGAGUAGUAUCCCUCUGCCUUGCAAUGGGUAUUUUACUAUCGACAGAAGUGGUGACUUGGCCUUGAACAAUCGACCGCUCACAAUGCAGCUUCAGAUAUUGGAGAAUGAGAACAUUCCAGCAAGUCUACCCCAGGAAUAUACUUAUUCUACCGUUGACUCCUACAUAACGGAUCUAUUGAGUACUCACGACAGUCGAUUACAAAAUCAGCCAAACGCAGUGAAUAAUAUUGGGGACUGUAGUAAUCAAAUGUCAGCACUGACCGCAAUGCGGGCGAUUGCUCCGUUGUUUUACGACCAGGAUCAACGUCGAGGUCCUUUCGUCUUCACGCUCACCGACCUUCACCAAAGUAACAAUUUGGUUGGUCAAGAUUGGCAUAUAACGGUGUCUACUCGAUCUGGAAUGGGCUUGCUCCCAGCCGAUGCAAAUGAUCGAACUUCCAUACUGGUUAACAAACAAAGCCGUCGAUAUGGUUGA